CAUCCCUUGAUUGAAAAAUUGAAGCCAGGUGAAACAGACUAUGGGCAUGAUACAAGAAAUGAUAAGAAACUAUAGGCCAGGGGUGGACUGACAACUCAUGGGGCCCCCGGGCAAUAGGGGAUCACGGGGCCCCUGUGUCCUUGCCCAAACUCAAAAAAGCUAUGAAAAAGGUACCAGGGGCAUCUCAUGGGGCCCCCUACUGACCCCGGGCCCUCGGGCACUGCCCGAGUUUCCAAAUGGUCAGUCCGCCCCU
Molecule: messenger RNA, 253 nt
Organism: Staurois parvus
Lineage: Eukaryota; Metazoa; Chordata; Amphibia; Anura; Ranidae
Source: the annotation of a GenBank genome assembly